This is a messenger RNA of Rotaria sp. Silwood2, 1305 nucleotides long. Lineage: Eukaryota; Metazoa; Rotifera; Eurotatoria; Philodinida; Philodinidae. The record is from the annotation of a GenBank genome assembly.
AUGACUCAAUGGUCAGGUGGCUGUACUAAUGUUCUCAAAUUACUGUUAAAAGGAAAACAAGCAUCACGAACGAAUGAUGUCAAUUCAAAACAACGACUACAACAACGUCAAUCACUCGGUAAUAACUUUGUUGAUCCGUACUAUGCCUUCAAUCCUGAUUACAUAAGUGGCAAUAUGCCCAAUAUACAACUUUUUCAAAAUAAUAUCAACAAUGGUCAACCAAGUUCGUGUAUAUGUACUUGUAGUGAUAUGUCCUAUCGACCAUCCGUAGCAUGUGUUAAUCCACAAACAUGUGUAGCAUAUUGUUUACAAAUGUAUCCUGAACGAUGUACAUUUAUAAAUACGUAUGGUUGUUGUGGUUCAUCUUGUCAAUAUUUUCAAGUUCAAUCAUCUCGAACUCGGUCUUGUAUAUGUAGCUGUGCUGGUCAACAUUUUUUCAAUCCAACUGAUACAUGUAUAUCAUCACAAGCAUGUUCAGCACAAUGUCGUCUUAAAUAUCCUCAAGUAUGCACGACAAUAAGGACAUUAGCCUGCUGUGGACAAGAUUGUCAAUCCACUCCACAAGCUGUUUCUGAUACAUGUUCUUGCCAAUGUCAAGGAAAUACUUAUUAUCCAUCGCCUAGAUGUUCUAGUCCUGAAGGAUGUAUUAAUACAUGUAUGACGACUUAUGGUCCCUGUACAGUUGGUCAAACUCAAGGUUGUUGUGGAGCAUCGUGCUCUUCAUAUGUCCCAACAUGUACAUGUAAUUGUGGUCAAAAUUUUACAACAAGAACUUCAAUUCCUUGUCAAAAUAGUCGAACUUGUUUAGAAACGUGUAUUAGUUCAUUUAGUGCGUGCACACAAGAUAAUACUCAAGUAUGUUGUGGUGUUGAUUGUCUUAAUUCAUUUCAAUCAUGUUCUUGUCUAUGUGGUACAAAUCAAUAUAUACCAUUAAGAAUUUCAUGUGGUUCAUCACAACAAUGUGCACAAGCAUGUUUACAAUCAGUUCCACAAUGUAAUAUUGUAAAUAUUCAAGGUUGUUGUGGUAGUGAUUGUUUACGUUAUAUUCCAACAUGUCGAUGUCAAUGUGGUUCAGGUACUUAUUAUACAACAUCAACUUGUAUUAAUGCUGAACAUUGCACAAAUACAUGUAUUAGUCAAUUUGGUUAUGUUUGUACACCAACAAAUACAAUCGGUUGUUGUAAUGGAACAAUUUGUACACGUCAAAAUCGCUUUUUAGGUGUUAGUAAAACUUCAACAUUUCGAUUAUCAUAUGCAGCCAUUUUUUCAUCAAUAAGUUGUUUUUUUAAAAUUCAUCAAAAUUAA